UGUCUCUCUCUCUCUCUCUCACACACACACACACACGCACAGACAGACAGACAGACAGAGUGAAGAUGGCGAUGAGAGCAGCUCUUCGGUGUCUCUCCUCUAACUUUUUGCCCAGAGUUGCUCAGCUGUCGCCGGCCGCGCAGCUCUCUGCGUCCCGGCUGCUGUGGAGGAGCGGCGGCUCUGCGCGGACACUGAGCUCGAGCUCGGUUCUCUCCACAGCACUGAGGUUCACAGACAAGCACGAGUGGGUGAAAGUGGACGGUGGGACUGGCACAGUUGGCAUCAGCAGUUAUGCUCAGGAGGCGUUGGGUGACGUGGUUUACUGUGGACUCCCUGAAGUUGGACAAAAACUAGAACUAAUGGAGGAGUUUGGUGCUUUGGAGAGCGUAAAGGCCGCCAGUGAGCUCUACUCACCGCUGACAGGGGAGGUCACUGAAAUCAACUCGGAGCUCUCGGAGAAUCCCGGACUUGUGAAUAAAGCCUGCUACGGAGAGGGGUGGCUAAUCAAGAUGACGAUCGAGAAGCCGGAAGAACUCGACGGUCUCAUGGAUCAAGCUGCGUAUGACAAAUUUAUUAAGUCAAUGGAAGAAUAAAGUGCUGUUUUGUAAUGUUUUGAAUCAGAGAGUUGGUAGACUGGGUUACUAACAUCCUAUGUGGCAAUCUCCUUCUUCUUCUUCUUCUUCUUCUGUGGUAUUUAUUUUGAUACGGGAAUUGUGUCAUCAAAAUAAUUUGAAAUACUCCGUAACAACUACCACAUGUAAAAAAAGGUUACGAUGUGUUUUAGGCACGAGUGAACCUGAAGUUCAGACGCACAGAUUUGGUAAAAGAAAGAGUGAAAAGAAGACUGUAAGUGCUGUGACACAUUCACUGAAUAAAGUUGUUAAUUGAAUUGAAAAAAA
Solea senegalensis (Senegalese sole) is the source of this 899-nucleotide messenger RNA. It is a transcript of the gene gcshb, whose product is annotated as glycine cleavage system protein H (aminomethyl carrier), b. Gene Ontology annotation, cellular component: mitochondrion; cytoplasm; glycine cleavage complex. Lineage: Eukaryota; Metazoa; Chordata; Actinopteri; Pleuronectiformes; Soleidae. Gene Ontology annotation, biological process: protein lipoylation; glycine decarboxylation via glycine cleavage system. Bases 66 to 593 code for a protein of 175 amino acids. The transcript has 5 exons. The record is from RefSeq and is a predicted model, not a curated record.